AUGGAACUUUACAUCACAAAGCACAAUCAACUCAACAACUUCAUCAAGCAGAAAGAAAAACUCAAAGGGGUUCCAGAGACAGUAAAAGCCGCCGCCACUUCCUCACCUUUGGUCCGUUUCACAUUCUCCUGUAACAAGAAGAAUCCUAAGAAUAAUUCUUCUUCCGCCGUUUCCUCUAUCGCCGCCGGAGAAAUAUCAAAAGAGGAGAAGACUUCCGAAGUUGCCGCCAGCCGAAAAUGGAUAUCGCCGUGCGAGGUGCCGAGAAGCCCGACGUUACCCGUGGAGAUUCGCCAGUCUCGUGCGACAAAGCCUCAAUUGCCGACCGCGGAGAGUCGCUCGCCGGCUUUGGUGGCGAGGUUGAUGGGACUGGACGAAGCACCGGAAGCUGCGCCGGCGGAAUCGGUGGUGGAGAAGAGACGGUAG
Molecule: messenger RNA, 423 nt
Organism: Arachis ipaensis
Lineage: Eukaryota; Viridiplantae; Streptophyta; Magnoliopsida; Fabales; Fabaceae
Source: RefSeq, a predicted model, not a curated record